AUGAAGCCUUCUGCAUCCUUCGGCCUUAUCAUCGACCUCUACUCGGCCAUAUGCGUUGCUGCAUUACCGACUCUCAAGACUAUUCUCCACCGACCUAGCCUGCUCUUUCGUCCCCAUGAGAUAUCACGCAUAUUCAUGGCCACUGUAUGGGCUGCAUUUUCUGGACCGACGGAUGAAGGCGCCCGACCAGCGAAACUAGGCUUGAUCAAACACGCCAGGGGAGUGCUUUUCGAUAUUGGAGCAGGUUAUGGCCAUUCCAUCCCUUAUCUGGACCGCCAGAAUGUGACCGCCUAUGUUGCUUUGGAGCCCAAUACGCUUAUGCAUAGCGACCUUCGUCAACGGGCUGAAUCGCACGGCUUCAAUGAAAAGGAUGGAACUCUGUUGAUAUUACGAGGCUGUGGUGCGGAAGACACAGCUGAAAUAAAAGCACAACUUGCUGGCGCUGGGUUUCAAGUCGAUACGAUGCUCUCAAUCAUGACCAUAUGCAGCAUUCCUAAUCCCAAGGAAGCAUUAGCGGGCCUUGUGAACGAGAUUUUGGCGCCGGGAGGUCAAAUUCUCUUCUACGAGCAUGUUUUGAGCCCGCUUGAAGAUGUUGCGUGGUGGCAGCGCUUUUGGACUCCGGUGUGGCGGCUCUGCUUCGAUGGGUGCUGUUUGGAUCGACCGACCCAUUUGUGGGUUCAAGAGUUACAGGAUCAGGCUGGAAAUAGUGUGUGGGCUGAGCGAGAAAUAUGGGGCAAGGCAGGAGAGCCUGAUGAGCAUUUAUUUUGGCAUCGCGUUUGUCGCCAUCUCACUCUUUCUUGCUCAAUCUUUACUCCGCCAUACAGCACAAUGGCCCAGCGCGUCACGCUGCGAAAACGUCAGCCCUACAACACCACCUCCAACCGUAGGCGGGUUGUGAAGACUCCUGGUGGAAAACUCGUCUACCACCAUCUCAAAAAAAUCGCAACCUCGCCCAAGUGUGGAGAUUGCGGAAUUGGUCUUCCUGGUAUCCCAGCGCUUCGCCCUCGCCAAUACGCCACGAUUUCCAAGCGCCAAAAGACGGUUCGGAGAGCAUAUGGUGGUUCGCGGUGUGGAGACUGUGUCAAGCAACGCAUUCUCCGUGCAUUCUUGGUCGAGGAGGCAAAGAUCGUAAAGAAGGUUAUCAAAUCACAGCAACAGUCGAAGAAGUAG
This is a messenger RNA of Mycena indigotica, 1170 nucleotides long. RefSeq lists its product as uncharacterized. Gene Ontology annotation, cellular component: ribosome. Bases 1 to 1170 code for a protein of 389 amino acids. Gene Ontology annotation, molecular function: structural constituent of ribosome. Gene Ontology annotation, biological process: translation. The record is from RefSeq and is a predicted model, not a curated record. Lineage: Eukaryota; Fungi; Basidiomycota; Agaricomycetes; Agaricales; Mycenaceae. The transcript has 5 exons.